Siniperca chuatsi (mandarin fish) is the source of this 1148-nucleotide messenger RNA. RefSeq names its product Bet1 golgi vesicular membrane trafficking protein (gene bet1). The transcript is spliced from 4 exons. Gene Ontology annotation, cellular component: Golgi trans cisterna; SNARE complex. NCBI's taxonomy places the organism in Eukaryota, Metazoa, Chordata, Actinopteri, Centrarchiformes, Sinipercidae. The record is from RefSeq and is a predicted model, not a curated record. Gene Ontology annotation, molecular function: SNAP receptor activity. Gene Ontology annotation, biological process: endoplasmic reticulum to Golgi vesicle-mediated transport; vesicle fusion with Golgi apparatus. The coding region runs from base 174 to 512 and encodes 112 amino acids.
AUUGUCCUCGUCGGCCACCGUAUGAUGUCGUGGCGUUUGCUGAUGUGCACAAACUUGCUACAAUUACCCGAUUACUGAUAACAGUUAACUGUAAUUUCUAGCGUAUUUAGUCUGAAUUUGUUUUCUUACACAUUACAUACAUCACCAGACAGUAUUACCUUCAGUGGUUCAAGAUGAGGCGCGCAGGUUUGGGUGAAGGAGGCUCUGGGAAUUAUGUAGCAAGUGGAUACAGUGUGUAUGAAGAGGAAAAUGAACACUUACAGGAAGGACUGAGAGCUAAAGUCAGCGCUUUGAAAAGUCUGUCUAUCGACAUUGGAACGGAAGUAAAAUACCAGAAUAAAAUGCUGGAUGAUAUGGACACAGACUUUGACUCAACAGGCGGCCUGCUGGGUGCCACCAUUGGCAGAGUCAAGCAGCUGUCCAGAGGCAGUCAGACCAAACUGUUGUGCUACAUGCUGCUCUUCUGCUUUUUUGUCUUCUUUGUCCUGUACUGGUUCAUCAAGCUGAGGUGAUAAGAGGACCCUGUUGGGCUUUGGUCCUUGGAUCCUCCACAUCUUCCUCCCCGGUCUGUGCCAAGCUGAUGCAUUUCAAAACUAGACCAACAUAAUGAUGAUUAGGAGAGGCAGGGAUUUCUUUUUAAGUGUCUCAGCUUUAUAGGUGCCCAUGUUUCUGAAUAUUUCAUAGAAUGACCCCAAAAUUGAGUCAUGAAAGGAUGCCUACUGAUGCUAUUUGAUCGAGUCCCAAGGGGUCUUACAUGAUUUAUGACCAUGUGAAGUAGGAAUCACAUACUGUAUAUGUAAAUCUGAAGUAGACACUUCUAGUAUAUGUAUGUACUGAUAUCAGCCCAAUGUACAUGGAUUGAAGAGCUGAGACCUAACAAUAAACAUGUAACAACCAUAGAAUAAACUAUUGUCAUAAAACCUUAAUGUGGGCACAUUGUAUGAUAAACAGUGAUGAAAUGGAUAAUCAGCCCAAGUUGUGUUAAAGUGAUUGAUAGAAUGCUACCUGAAACAUAUUUGCUUAUACGAAUGAAUGGAUAUUUUACAGCAUUUAGCAUCCACACAAAAAAUAAUGGCAGUGUUCUUCAUUAUUGUUUCAAUGUUGUAAAAAGUGUUUUUAAUGUAAAUAAACAAAUUUUAUGCUCUGAA